This is a messenger RNA of Dipodomys spectabilis (banner-tailed kangaroo rat), 3804 nucleotides long. RefSeq names its product decapping mRNA 1A (gene Dcp1a). Bases 59 to 1867 code for a protein of 602 amino acids. Gene Ontology annotation, cellular component: P-body. Gene Ontology annotation, molecular function: mRNA binding; enzyme activator activity. The transcript is spliced from 10 exons. Gene Ontology annotation, biological process: deadenylation-independent decapping of nuclear-transcribed mRNA; positive regulation of catalytic activity; deadenylation-dependent decapping of nuclear-transcribed mRNA. The record is from RefSeq and is a predicted model, not a curated record. Lineage: Eukaryota; Metazoa; Chordata; Mammalia; Rodentia; Heteromyidae.
GGCCCGGAGAGAGAGCGGAAGUUGAGAGGGCUGACGGAGCUGGGGGAACUGUGCCUGGAUGGAACCUUCCGGUCCGCGGCUCCGCCCCCGCCGAAGGGGCUCGGCUCCGAAAUUCAAGAUGGAGUCCCCGAGUAGGGCUGGGCAGGAGAUGAGUCUGGCGGCCCUGAAGCAGCACGACCCCUACAUCACCAGCAUUGCCGACCUCACGGGCCAGGUCGCUCUGUACACCUUCUCCCCCAAAGCUAACCAGUGGGAGAAAACUGAUAUAGAAGGGACUCUAUUUGUAUAUAGAAGGUCAGCUUCGCCUCACCAUGGUUUUACCAUUGUAAAUCGGCUGAAUAUGCACAACCUAGUUGAACCCGUGAAUAAAGAUUUGGAAUUUCAGCUCCAUGAACCAUUUCUACUGUAUAGAAAUGCAAGCUUGUCAAUAUACAGUAUCUGGUUUUAUGACAAGAAUGACUGUCAUCGCAUAGCAAAACUCAUGGCUGAUGUGGUAGAAGAGGAGACACGACGAUCGCAGCAGGCUGCUCGAGAUAAACAGAGUCCCAGCCAGGCCAAUGGCUGCAGCAACCAGAGGCCCAUCGACAUCCUUGAGAUGCUGAGCAGAGCGAAGGAUGAGUAUGAGAGGAAUCAGAUGGGUGACUCAAAUAUCUCUAGCCCUGGAUUACAACCAAGCACUCAGCUCUCCAAUCUGGGAAGCAUUGAGACUCUGGAAGAGACACCCUCUGGGUCACAAGAUAAGCCUGCUGCAUCUGGACAUAAACAUCUGACAGUGGAAGAGCUGUUUGGAACAUCUUUACCAAAGGAACAGCCAGCAGUUGUGGGUCUAGAUUCAGAAGAAGUGGAGAAACUACCAGAAGACACAUCCCAGAAAGAGCCUAGCUCCUUCCUCCCAUUUCCCUUUGAUCAGUCAGGAGGAGCCCCUCAGUCAGAAAGCCUGGGUGUCCAUUCAGCCACCCACCAUGCUGUCCAGCCUGAAGUCACCACUCCGGUGCUGAUCACUCCAGCUUCCAUCACACAAUCCAGUGAAAAGCAUGCCCCGAGCUACGGCAUCCCCUUGAGUCCUGUUCUCAGUCCCACUCUACCAGCAGAAGUUCCCACUACACAGGUUCCCCCCAGCUUACCUCGAAACAGCACCAUGAUGCAGGCAGUGAAGACUACACCUAGACAGAGGUCUCCACUCCUGAACCAGCCAGUCCCUGAACUAAGCCACACCAGUCUAAUAGCCAGCAAAAGCCCUUUCAGAGCUCCGCGGAGCAUGACAAACACGGCUGCUACAUCCCUCCCAAGCAUUGAUCUUCUCCAGAAACUCAGGUUGACCCCACAGCACGACCAAAUACCAACACAGCCACUUGGGAAAGGUGCAGUGGCACCCAGCUUUUCUCCAGCAGCUGGCCAGCUGGCCACACCUGACAGCUUCAUAGAGCCUCCCUGUAAGGCAGCAGCAGCAAGAACAGCAGCCCCAGCCUCCCUGAGCAACAUGGUGCUUGCUCCCCUCCAGUCUAUGCAGCAAAACCAGGAUCCUGAAGUAUUUGCCCAACCCAAGGUGUUGUCCAGUGCCAUCCCGGUUGCAGGCCCUCCAUUGGUUACCGCAACAACUACUGCAGUAGCUUCAGUCUUGCUGGCCCCAAGUGUUUUCCAGAACACAGCUCCAAGGUCUGCAGACCUUGAGAGGAAAACAGGCCCCCCAUCUCCCCUCACCGUUACAACUCCAGAAAAUCAGAAAAAGCCUUCCAUUAUUCUCAGCAAGUCUCAGCUCCAGGAUACAUUAAUACAUCUAAUAAAGAAUGAUUCCAGCUUCCUUAGUACACUUCAUGAAGUUUACUUGCAGGUUCUGAACAAGAACAAAGACAACCACAACCUAUGACUGCCAUGGAGUAGACCUGGAGGCAAGAGUCAGCCCCACAAAUAGGCUUCAUUAUGGAAACCUGUCUCUGAGUGGAACAUGGAGUUUUGAGAAUCCUGAAAUUGAGCCUAUGAGAAAGAGACUCACGCCUUUGAAUGUUUUCCAAGUGACAUUCUCAGUGAUAAUGGAGGUUUCACUGUGAAGCAUCACCAGCAGACCUUUGUUUUGACAAAAACAAAAAAGAUCGUUAUGUCCUCUGGGUGUUUUCAUCAGCUGUGAGCACAUGUGUGACAUAAGGAGUCUGACUUUUCAGUUUGUUUUCACCUUCAAGGACUUGGGGAGAGUGGUCACCAGCCUCGAAGCCAAGCUCAGCCUCAGCAGCAGCCCUCCCUCCUCCCACCCCUAGAAACCCUGGCUGAUGGUCAAGUUCCAAACUAAGCAAGAGCUAGCUCUGCAAAGUAGCUUCACUUUUAAGGAUCAGAGUUCAGGUUGAUGAAUUAGGAAUUAUUUGUUCAAGUGAAGUAUAUUUUAUAUGAGCACCCCCAUUUGGGCCUUAAGAGUACUGAAAUUUCCUUGUGUUUUGUUUUUAAGUAUCCCCAGUCUUGCCAUGUGGUAGGCCCCAGUGCAGCAUUGCUAUUUGACCAGGGCCUUGCAAGGAGGCUCUUUGGUGAUGUAGGAAGAGGCAUGUGACACCUUUGAGGCUGGGGCUGCACAUGCCCAGAUCCUACUAGAAAUCUCCAUUUUAAGUUACACUCUCCAGUGGUUUUGAAAAUGUUAAGUUUGUGUGUGAAACACAGCCUUAUUUUCCUUUUCUGUCUAAACACAGAAGUCAUUGUUAAUUGUUUUCCUUAACACUUUGACAAAAGGACCAGUGGACCAACCUGACAAAGCCAUUUUGGUUCCAUUCCUCAAGUGUACUGAAAACAGUUUAAAGCUAUGCAGAAAAAGGAGCUGUUAUUCACACUGCCCUUACUUUCUUGUAGAAUGUGGAGUUAAAAAGAAAGCGUGAGAUUCAGAACUUUACCAAUGUAUUUCUAGGCUGUGAAUCCUUUCCCAGCCCAAAGUGUGAAAUAUAUAAAGACGCUUUGUUAUGCUGCUAUUGAUCUGCCAUGAUUUAUACUUAUUCUUUUAUGGCAUGUAAUGAUGUUUAGUAAGAUUUUAAUGUAGAAUUGGAUUUAUUUCAGCAAUAGUAAUUUUAAGAUAUUCUUUGAAUGAGUGUCUUUGUUUCUAUGAUACAGGUCAUUUUGUAGUAUUUAACCUAUUAAGAUGCACUGCUUACUUUUCUGAGCACUAUUUAAUGAUGGGGGAAAAACCCAAUUGGCUCAACCAGCUAGCAUAAGGAUUAGCUGUGAAUAAUGCUGACAAAUGUGAUGGUUCCUCGGGAACAAUCAUUUAAGCUUUAAUGGUAACUCAGUCGUAAAUCCAUAGAUUUCUUUCUAGCUGAAUUUUUAGAAAAUUACUUAUGAAUUACAUACUUGUUUUAGUUUGGCCUAGGUUUUUAGCAUAAAGAAUACCUUGUUUGGUUGGCUUCUGUAAAUCUGGGCAAGCUUCCUGAACAAUGUUUCUGCUUCUCAAUAUAGUAUAUUCUUUUGUUGUCUACCUAGUUAGAUGUCCAUUGUGCAGAAUUCAGGGAAGCUUGUAAGUUAUAUUCAACUAGGAAUAGUUUGUUUUCAAAGAUAGUAUGUAAAUUCAGCAACCAAAAAUGAACUGCUCAUGCAUCAUCUGGGAAAGAUGAAGUUGUAGUAAGAUUAGGAGUGUGGCUGAUGCCAGGAGAUGGUGUCCAAGGGGCCACGCGGCUGUUCUCAUAAUAUGACAUACCAGUAGGUUUGAUCACACCCAACUAUAGUCUCAGUAGGCUUCAGUAAACAGACAUAUCAAGAGAUGUAUAAUGGACAUUUGAAGUUAAAUGAUGCUUUUGUAUAUGUAUGGUAAUAUGUGAGAUACAGAGCAAAUAUUCU